Colius striatus (speckled mousebird) is the source of this 4547-nucleotide messenger RNA. RefSeq names its product ankyrin repeat and BTB domain containing 2 (gene ABTB2). NCBI's taxonomy places the organism in Eukaryota, Metazoa, Chordata, Aves, Coliiformes, Coliidae. The coding region runs from base 283 to 3336 and encodes 1017 amino acids. The record is from RefSeq and is a predicted model, not a curated record. Gene Ontology annotation, molecular function: protein heterodimerization activity. The transcript is spliced from 17 exons.
GCGGCUCGCGCGGAGCCCGGCCCCGCCUCGCGCCCUCCGCGGCUCGCGCCCAACCGUCGCCGCCGAGGGAGGAAGAUGGCUGAGGGCAGCCUCCCCGCGGGAUGGAGGUAGCCGGCCCUCGGCGGAGCCGGCGUGCGGGGAGGGCUCUUUCCCCGCCGUGCUGCAAAUUCUCCCGCACAGCUGUUGGGGAGGGCGGCUUCGGCUCGGUAAGCGCAGGAGGGAAUCCGUCCCGGCUUCGUCACCUUUCGUGGUCUUUGCGGUUGGCUUAACCCGUCUUUUCCUAUGGCUGGGAUAUACAGCUCUACUCUGAAGACCCUGGAGGAUUUAACUCUGGACUCUGGUUAUGGGGCAGGGGAUUCCUGCAGGUCGCUCAGUCUCUCUUCUUCCAAGUCCAAUUCCCAAGCUUUCACCUCUUCUCAACACAGAGGCAACUGGUGGUACUACUCGGGCUCCAUGAACAGUAGGAAUAACAGCUGGGAUACCGUCAACACCGUUCUGCCGGAAGACCCCGAGGUUGCAGAUAUCUUUUCCAAGUGUCCUAAGCUGCCGGAUCUAGAGGAAUACCCUUGGACUGAUGAAGACAUUGGAAGAAUCCUCCGAAAAGGGAAAGGAAAUGGCAAUAGCAGAAGCUUUUCUCAGGAAGCUGUCAGGAGGCUCUCGCAGUUACUGAGGCGUGCUUUGAUCAGGGUCUCCAGGGAGGCUCAGCGGCUCAGCGUGAUGCACUCCAAGUGCACCAGGUUUGAGGUGCAAAGCGCUGUCAAGCUCAUCCAGAGCUGGUCCUUGUCGGAAAGCUGUGUCCUGGCGACCGUCAAGGCUCUGUCUCUGUACAGCAUGAGUGCUGGAGAUGGGCUGAGGAAAGGGAAAUCGGCCAGGUGUGGCCUCACCUUUUCGGUGGGGAGGUUCUUCAGGUGGAUGGUGGACACCAGGAUCUCGGUUAGGAUACACGAGUACGCAGCCAUCUCUCUAACCGCUUGCAUGGAAAACCUCGUAGAAGAGAUUAAGGCUAGGGUUUUGGCAAGUCAGAGCCCAGAUGGUGGAGGAGGGGAGAUCUCAGCUGAGAUCCUGGAGAUGGUUAUCAACAACGAUGCUGAACUUUGGGGAGUGUUGCAACCUUACGAGCAUCUCAUCUGUGGGAAAAACGCCAACGGUGUGCUGUCUCUGCCUGCCUACUUCAGCCCAUACAACGAUGGCUCUGUGUGCAGCGACGGACGGGCCGACGCUUAUGCCCAGCUGGAACUCCGAACUUUAGAGCAGUCUCUGUUAGCAACUUGUGUUGGAAGCAUCUCUGAGCUGAGUGAUCUGGUUUCACGAGCAAUGCACCACAUGCAGUGCUUGAACACCAUCCGCCCAGGCAUGAGCCCCAUCCGGCAAACCCGGCAGCAGCAGCCCAUCUCCUGGUCCCCUGAUGCUCUCCACACCCUCUACUACUUCCUACGUUGUCCACAAAUGGAGUCCAUGGAGAACCCCAACCUCGACCCUCCAAGAAUGACCCUGAACAACGAACGACCCUUCAUGCUCCUGCCCCCGCUGAUGGAGUGGAUGAGGGUGGCCAUCACCUACGCUGAGCACCGGCGCAGUCUGACCGUGGACAGCGACGACAUCAGGCAGACGGCCAGACUGCUCCUGCCUGGCCUGGACUGCGAGCCCCGGCAGCUCAAACCCGAAUGCUGCUUCAGUUCCUUCCGGAGGCUGGAUGCCAAGGCUGCCACUGAAAGAUUCCAGCAGGAUCUGGGCUUCCGAAUGUUAAACUGUGGCAGGACAGAUCUGAUCAACCAAGCAAUUGAUGCCCUGGGCCCUGAUGGGGUGAACACCAUGGAUGAUCAGGGUAUGACCCCACUCAUGUAUGCCUGUGCUGCUGGAGAUGAAGCCAUGGUCCAAAUGCUUAUAGAUGCUGGAGCAAAUUUAGACAUACCAGUGCCCGGUGCCUCGCCGCGUUUCCCGUCCGUGCACCCCGACAGCCGCCACUGGACCGCCCUCACCUUGGCCGUGCUGCACGGCCACAUCUCUGUCGUCCAGCUGCUCCUGGAUGCUGGUGCCCACGUUGAGGGCUCUGCUGUUAACAGUGGGGAGGACAACUAUGCUGAGACUCCUCUUCAGUUGGCCUCAGCAGCAGGGAACUACGAGCUGGUGAGCUUACUGCUGAGCAGAGGGGCUGAUCCACUCCUCAGUAUGCUGGAGGUCAACGGCGUGUCCUCAUCGCUUCACGAGGACAUGAAUUGCUUCAGCCACUCCGCUGCCCACGGGCACAGGAACGUGCUGCGCAAGCUGCUGACGCAGCCCCAGCAGCUGAAGGGAGAUGUUCUGUCCCUGGAGGAGAUUUUGGCUGAAGGGGUGGAGAGUGACACCUCCAGCCAGGGCAGCUGCAGCGAGGGGCAGGUCAGGCUCUGCAAAACACGGAUGAAGGCCCUGCAGGAGGCCAUGUACUACAGCGCUGAGCACGGCUACGUGGACAUCACCAUGGAGCUCAGGGCACUAGGAGUCCCCUGGAAGCUGCACGUGUGGAUCGAGUCCCUGCGGACAACCUUCUGCCAGUCACGGUACUCGGUCGUGCAGACCCUGCUGAGGGAGUUUGUCACCAUCAAGGAGGAGGAUUACAACGAGGAGCUGGUUCAGGAAGGGCUGCAGCUCAUGUUUGACAUCCUCAAAACCAGCAAAAACGACUCCAUCAACCAGCAGCUCGCGUCCAUCUUCACGCACUGCUACGGCAGCAGCCCCAUCCCCAGCAUCCCCGAGCUCCGCAAGACGCUGCCGGCUCGCCUGGAUCCUCACUUCCUCAACAACAAAGAGAUGUCUGACGUCACCUUCUUGGUGGAAGGGAAGCUGUUCUAUGCACACAAAGUCCUGCUGGUCACUGCAUCUAACAGGUUUAAGACUCUCAUGACCAACAAAACAGAACCUGCCAGCCACAGCAGCAAGACUGUGGAGAUCAGCGACAUGAAAUACAAUAUUUUCAAGAUGCUGAUGCAGUAUUUGUACUAUGGAGGAACAGAAUCCAUGGAAAUUCCCACCACUGAUAUCUUAGAGCUGCUGUCAGCUGCCAGCCUGUUCCAGCUGGAUGGCCUCCAGAGACACUGUGAGAUCCUGUGUGCCCAGACCAUCAGCAUGGAGAACUCUGUUCACAUCUAUAAAUAUGCCAAGAUCCACAACGCACCCGAGCUGGCCUCUUUUUGUGAAGGCUUCUUCCUCAAGCACAUGAGCUCUCUUCUAGAGCAGGACUCGUUCAAACAGCUCAUCUACAGCAGGAACAGCAAAGUGCAAGGCCUGGACCCUCUGAGGGACCUGCAGACAGCCCUGGCCAGCCGCCUGCACUCCGUGUACGUCACCUCCAGGGUGUGAGGCCCAGCAAGGCCGUGGCAGAAGCGUUUGCUUCCGACCCCCGGGGCCGUGGCCUCUGCAAAGCUGGGGCUCCCCACCUUGUGGCUCUUGUCCAGAGUCCCCUCCACCAGACCCCCCCAGGCAAAGGCCUGCUGUGCCCCAUCCCGCUGAGGAGGGGGAGCUGGCUUCUCCGUGCUGCUACUGUCCCAGGAACACUGUCCCAGCACAAACCAGGGCUGAGGCUGCGGGUGAAGAACCUGCCCCCAAAGGGAAGAGCAAGGCUGCCCUUGAACCAAGCACAAGCUGGGGCUGCAGGGAAAUGAGGCCUUCACCCCAGCCCUGCUCGUGUCCACACACCAGAACGGCCUCCUGGCUCAUACACACACGUUGUAGCUGUAAAAAGGCUGCACAGAAGGAGUUUGCCCAUCCAGUGAGGCACCUGUCUGCACACAAAGGCUGCUCAACCCAACCUGCAGCCCUGCACUCAGAAACACCAGCUCUGUACAGGGCAAGAGCCUGACAUAGAUCCCACCUCCCCAAAACUGUUUGCACCUGGAGACAGAUACUUUGUAGGUGUUCAAACUGAGUAGAAUCUCAGACUAACUCUGACACUGCUCUUUAAAGCUAACAUGAAGAGGGGAGGAGAGAAGUGUUUGUUCCUGUAUUUGAAUGCGGUUUCACUGUGUCAGUUGUUAAACUGGAUCCAUCUUGAGGAGGGGAGGGUGGGGGAAGAAGAUGAUGACAGGUUUGCAGUGGAGCACUGCUGCUGCUUAGAAAUUCAACAAGUAAUACUGUAACUGAACACACUGGAAGGAGGUUCAGCAGGGCCCAGACCCCCAAGCAUGGGAUGAAGGGGAAAGAAUGAAGCAUCUCCCCACGCUCAUCCAUCACAAUCUGACAUUGCCUCACUCCUGAAGGACUUACAGCCAGCUGCAGACCAGGGAGCAGCCAGCCACAUUGGCCAGAGCACACCCACUCCAGCCUGUGCUUGAGGCCCACAGCCACUUGUGAAGAUCACCAGCUUCAGCCACCCUAUUUAUUACCAGAGAGCCAUGCAGAGUGUUUCAGUUAUCACUGGCCUGCCUGUAGAACACACCACCAGAGGCUUCACCUUGGCAAGUACUUUCAAGUAGCUGCUGCAGCUGCCUGUACAAAUCUGCAGGACCUCUUUUGUUGCUGUAAUGUUACAAUGCUUUGUUAACUGUACAUUAAUUGUUGUCACUUAUGUAAAU